AUGUCUUCAUUCCCCGUAUCCUCCUCUCGCAGAUCCUUCUGGAGAGAUGAAUCACCAGCAAUCACCCCCGGCAGUCCCGGUCCCUCACGAUUAUCGAAACGUGAUGUCGAGAAUUACCUCAGCUUCGCUACCCACCUUGAUCGUACUGAAGAAUAUGACCUAUCUUGGAGACUCUCACAUCCGCCUGAUGCCCACAUGCAGCAGAAAGUCCCGAUUCCGGUUGCUGCCGAGAGUGAACGUGGGAUAGAGGAUGAAUCAGAAUUAGAAGAUCUUGAUGCAGAAGUGGAAACUGAAAAUCAAGAGGGUAAUCAUCAAUCUUCAUCACCUAAUAAGCUUAGACGUGUUGAUGGACCCGGAUUUGCACCAUCAUAUCAAGAUGUCAGUGGUGUCCUACACAAGAACAAGAAGAGGAAGAGGGAUGAUAAGGAUAAAGAGCGAGAAAGAUUCAAAUGGCCCCUAUCGACAGCCGAGCUGGACAAGCAGAGUGAGAAAGAUGGAGGUAUCGGGAUAGACUCGCUGGAAGAUACGAUUAAAUCAUUCGCAAUGUCCUAUAUACGAUUGAAUGGACUGAAAUCACCUUAUACCGACCAUAAACAGAGUCAAGGUGAAGGUGAAGAAUCGUUGUCGAAUCAGAUUUUCGAUCCGGAUUUAGAACAGGAAAUGGAAUCCAGCUUACCUGAUGAUUUCAUCAAAUCGACCAAGGAAUACUUAAAUAGGAUGUUGACGAAUUUGGCUGUCAUCAGACCAGCAGAUAUUGGUAAGAAGAGGAGACAGAUGGGUACGAUAGAUUGGAUGGGAGUGUUGAGUGCUGCUAGUUUGGAUAAGGAUUUUGAGCCGCUGGUGAAGGACGCAAAUGGAAGGCUCAGAGAAAUGUACAAGGUGGAUGACCAUGAUCUGCUCACUCAUCGUCUCGGUAUUCUACAUCGCCCCAAGGUCAAUCCAGAAGCAUCUAUUCUUGAUUGUCUUUACGAUACGGUCUUACCGAAAACAAACAAUGCGAUACGUCCUCAUCAAUCUCAAAAAGAACUAGAAAACCGUGCCGAAAAGCGUCGAUUGAAAGAAGAAUCAAGGCUCGCCAGAUUAUCCAAACAACCUUCAUCCGUCCCAGCCAACCCAAAACCAAAACGAACGAAACGAAAAUAUACCAAACGAGACUAA
This is a messenger RNA of Kwoniella botswanensis, 1158 nucleotides long. RefSeq lists its product as uncharacterized. Lineage: Eukaryota; Fungi; Basidiomycota; Tremellomycetes; Tremellales; Cryptococcaceae. The transcript is spliced from 4 exons. Bases 1 to 1158 code for a protein of 385 amino acids. The record is from RefSeq and is a predicted model, not a curated record.